AUGGUGGGGAUACUUGGAGUUGGCGGGAUUGGGAAGACAACUAUUGCCAAAGAGAUCUAUAACUUGAUUGCUUAUCAGUUUGAAGGUAGUUGUUUUCUUGCAAAUGUUAGAGAAACUGCAAAGCGAGAGUACAGUUUGGUCCAACUACAAGAGACACUUCUUUCUGAGAUUCUAGGAGACUCUAGAAGUUUAAAGGUUGGCAAUGUUGAUCGAGGAAUCAAUGUGAUAAAGUAUAGGCUUUGUUCUAAAAGGGUUCUUUUAAUUCUUGAUGAUGUGGAUCAGUCGAUCCAAUUAGAAACAUUAGCUGGGGAACUAAAUUGGUUUGGUUUAGGAAGUAGAAUCAUCAUAACAACUAGAGAUGAAAAACUGCUAACUAAUCCUCCUGUUGAAUUAAUGUAUAAGGUGAAAGAAUUGGAUCACAACGAAGCUCUUCAACUCUUUUGUUGGAAUGCCUUCAAAAGAGACAAACCUUUUGACGAUUAUGUGGAACUCACAGAACGUAUAAUACAUUAUGCGAGAGGCCUUCCAUUGGCUUUGACUGUGCUAGGUUCAGAUCUACAUGGUAGAAGUAUAAAUGAAUGGAAAAGUGCAUUGGAUAAGUACAAAAGAUGUCCUAACAAAAGUAUUCAAGAAAUACUUAUAAUAAGUUAUGAUGGAUUGGAUGAUAAUGAAAAGGAUAUUUUCCUUGAUAUUGCAUGUUUCUUCAAAGGAAAGCCUGCGGAUUAUGUCAUCAAAAUAUUAGACGGUUGUGGUUUCUCCUCGGUUAUUGGUAUCAAAGUGCUUAUGGAGAAGUCUCUUAUAACUAUUGAUAAGCCUAACAAAUUUGUAAUGCAUGACUUGUUGCAAGAAAUGGGUAGAGAAAUUGUUCGACAAGAAUCACCCGAAGAACCUGGAGAACGGAGUAGGUUGUGGUUUCAUGAAGAUAUUUGUCAUGUAUUAGAAGAACAUACAAAUUUCCAAAACUUGACAGCUAUGGAUGUCUCAAGUUGUCAAUUCCUAACAAAAAUUCCUGAUCUUUCAAGGAUCCCAAAUUUAGAAGAAUUGACUCUUGACAAUUGUACAAGUUUAGUUGAGGUUUAUCAUUCUGUUGGAUUACUUGAUAAGCUUGUCAUUUUGAGACUUGUAGGAUGCUCUAACCUUACAAGCUUUCCAAAAACAUUGAAGUUGAGAUCUUUGGAACAUCUUAUGCUUGAAGAUUGCGUAAGGCUUCAGAACUUUCCUGAAAUUGAGUGUAAAAUAGAAAGGUUAGGAUACAUUGGCCUAAAAUGCACUCCUAUAAAAGAAUUGCCUUCAUCUAUUGGGUAUGCCAUUGGGCUUCAAGAUUUAAAUCUAGAAGGUUGCGAAAACCUUAUGAAUCUCCCAAGUACCAUUCAUCACUUGCAACGUCUAAAGAGACUUUCUCUUAGAGAUUGUUUGAAACUUGUCAAGUUUCCACAGAAGGUGGGGGAUAACGGACUAUCCAUGCCCUCUAUUGUGUCCACAAAGGAAUCUGAAAUUUUUUCAAGUGCAGAAUUAAUCUCGUUCCCACCUCCUAUGAAUUCACGCAUUUGUAAUGACGAUCUAUCGGGGAGCGAUUUUGUUAGCAUUCCUGUAUUCAUCAAAAGAUUUGUUGGAUUGAGGAGCCUUAAAGUGGCAGAUUGCAAGCAACUUGAAGAAAUUUUAGAACUUCCACCAAAAAUAGAAGACAUAUAUGCAAGUGGGUGCAUAUCAUUGGAAAGAUUUUUUGUAUUAUCAAAAGGAUUUCAAUUUGAUAGAUUCCCAGGGCUUGAAUGGAUUGAUUUGUCCAUAUGCCAUAAAUUGCUUGAGAAUGUAGGGAAUGAUGUGGAAAAUCUUUUAUUGGAUGAGGGACAUUUUGAGGACCAUCAAUUUGGCAUUAUUUAUCCGGGAAAUAAGAUUCCAAAUUGGUUCUGCAAUCUUAAAGAGACUUCGAAUGAUAAUAAAUGCAAAAUAGAUAUUUAUGAGCUUUCACAUUUGGAUGGGGAGAUCACAGGAAUUGCUAUGCGUGUUGUUAUUGGAAUAAAGGGUGGACAAAUACCCGUUCAAGCUCUUUGUAAUGUUGAGAUCAUCAUCAAUGGUUUACCAAGAUAUAGUGACGAUAAAGCAUUUCAUUUAUCAGGCUCAGAUCAUGUGUGGUUUCUAUACCAUGUUCCUGAAUUUAAUGAGUUGAAGGGGGACAAUCUGCAAGUUAAGUUUUGGUCCCCCACAAGUUCAGUGUCCUUUAAAAGUUGUGGAGCACAUUUAGUACGCAGGAAUGAAGAGAAAGCAGAAGGGAAAGGUCAAAUGUUGAGUCCUCAGCAUGGAGGUGUGCUCCAUGAGAAUGUGGGUGUACGUAAUGAAAAUAUAGAAAAUUCAGUGGAUUUAAUGGAUGGGAUUCAACAUACUAAAAGACGCCACGAUGAUGAUGAUGAUGGUGAUGGUAACUUUGAAUCCAAUUGGUACCCACGGCAUAAGAGGAAGUACAAGAAGUUGGAGGGAAUGGAAGAGUUGGAAUCCAACAAAGGAUCAAGCAAGCCAAAGGUUUUGUGCAUUGAUCAGGAAAGUGACGAUAGUUCUGCAUGUAUAUCUGAAGCUAGGCAUUUGAGAGCCGAGAGUUUUUGGUCUCUUUGGAUAGGGAUCAUGGUUUCAAAACUAGCUGCUUGCUAUUGCAAAUGA
Messenger RNA from Corylus avellana, 2652 nucleotides. NCBI's taxonomy places the organism in Eukaryota, Viridiplantae, Streptophyta, Magnoliopsida, Fagales, Betulaceae. The record is from RefSeq and is a predicted model, not a curated record.